Messenger RNA from Rhizophagus irregularis DAOM 181602=DAOM 197198, 743 nucleotides. RefSeq lists its product as uncharacterized. The record is from RefSeq and is a predicted model, not a curated record. NCBI's taxonomy places the organism in Eukaryota, Fungi, Glomeromycota, Glomeromycetes, Glomerales, Glomeraceae.
UUUUAUCAAAAUCUUAAAUGAAUAUGAGUCACUCUGCUCAAGGCGCAAAUUCACAAGGACCUAAGGUCCCAGAUAAAAUAACAUGUUAUGGCUGUAAUAAAAAUAAACCUGCUCAUUCCUUCUCAAAAACACAAAUUGCGAAGUACAUGUCGAACAUCCAUAACGAAUAUGCCCCUAAAGGGAGGACUACAAAGAAACAUCAUAUUAUGUGCAAACAAUGCACUCCACAACAGAACAGCUCGUUGACCUGUAUGAUUUGUACGCGAACUAAACCAUUGGACUCGUUUGCAAAGGCUCAAAGAAAAAAUGCUGAAAAAGCGAGGUGCCUUGAAUGUAUGAAAAAACGUGAAGAAGAUGACAUUGAUGACAGUGAGCCGGAUACAGAUUCUGACGGAUCAUUUAAUGAAACUUGGGAUGAUAUCUUGUAAAUGUGUAAAGCUAUAAAGGGUGAUAAUAGAUUUAGAUGAUUAUCCUUAUUUUUCUAUUACUUUUUUUUCUUUUAUUUGCUUUUAAAUCUGUCAAUUUUUUAUGAUUUAUCACUCUUUUUUAAUAGCCUUUUAAUAUUUGGUCAUUUAAAAAAAAAAAGGGUUAAAAUACUUUUUUUUUUUUGCUUUUGGAUUUGUUAUUCCUGUUACAAGAUUCUCAUUGAUAUAUAUGUUUUUUUUUAUAAAAAAAAGAAAUAGUGAUAUAUACCUGUGAUAUGUGAUACAACAAUAAAAUUGUGUAUAUUCAAUCGAUCAUAA